AUGGCCGGCAAUUUUGUCGACAAACAUCGUCUUGUUGGAGUCUUCACGAAGUGUGAUAGGUUGGAGAAUCCGAACGAGGUAAUUGACAUUGCCAGUGGGUAUGGCAAAGACUCUACAAGAUCUAUGAAGGACGGCUGGUUUGUAGUGAGAAAUCGAUCCGAUGCCGACAAUGAAGAGCUUGAUUUCAAAGAAGCUGAACGCAAACUCUUCAGUCGCUCGCCUUGGGACAGAAUCCCAGAGAAUCGACGAGGCUCCGUACAGCUUCAGAAGUAUCUCGGCAAUCUUCUCUGCGCUCAGAUUCGAGGAAACUUUCCCGCGAUUCAAGAGUCCGUCCGGAAGUUGCUCUCGGAUGCCAAAGACAGCAGGAAGAGUCUAGGGAAACCUCGCCCAAGCCAUAGUCUUCGUCAGCAAUACAUCAGGGAUGUGGUGGAGAAGUACCACACAGUGGCGACAAAGACUCUCAAGAGCCCUGGAUCGUUGGCCAAGGACAGUCUACGCGUCAGAGGAUUGGUCCGUCGCGCAAACGAAAGCUUCACCGGUCAAAUGCUUGCCCGUGGGCAUACGCACACCUUUGAAGACCAUGGAGUUGACCCUAUGACCCAGCUCUCCGACACCAUUACCUUGUUGUCAAAUCCACAACCAGCCACAGUUCCGACACCAACCGGGCACGAGCAAGUUACUACGCCACCGACAACACCGCCAAAGAAGCGACAUGCACCGCCGGCUCAACAACCUACCAAUUUCCAGUCCCACCGCGGCGCGCCUUUCGUGGAUGAAAUCCGUGAGCAGCUUCACAUCUGGCAGACAACAGAACUCCCUGGGAUGGUAAACACAGAGGUCAUCCAGAUUCUCUACAAAGCGCAGUCAGAGCAGUGGCAACGGAUUGCAGAACAGCACAUUGAGAAUAUUGCCGACGAUGUAGAAAGGGCUUCUAAUUCGAUUCUCGAAGAUGUUUGUUCGCCUGAAAAUUGUUCGAAAAUUCUGUAUGAGGAGCUGGCUCGAGCCCUCACCCACUUUCAGCAAGAAGCCAAGCAGAAAGCUCUUCGAGAGCUCAAAGAGCAUUGCCGACGCGAGAGAGAGACUCACCUCCAGACGACAGACGCAAGGUUUCACGAAAGGCUGCAGGCUCUACGGACUGUUCGACUUCUCAAAGCGAUUGGCUCGAGCUUUUCUUCAUUCAAAGGUCUGGACCUGAGCAGCUCCAAGAUUCUCUUCCAUCAGUUACACCACUCAAUCGAGGGCAACAUGGUUAACGAUGUGCAUGACGUUGUCAAAGUUUACUACGAACUUUCUCUCGAGGCCUUCAUCAGAUACAUCACCAACGAUAUUGUCGAGGAUUUCGUAUCUUUCUCCAAGGGACCCCUAUUGGGAUUGUCCACGGACUGGGUCUUCACGUUGACUGAUGAAGAAGUUCAGAGGCUCGCUCGCGAGGAUGACGAGACAGUGGGGAGACGCUCGCAUUUUGACGGAGUCAUUAAAAAGCUGGAAGCUGCGCAUGAAAUAGCCGAGAAGGCUAGGAUUCAGACUCGGAAUCUUGGGGACAUGUGA
Molecule: messenger RNA, 1548 nt
Organism: Colletotrichum fioriniae
Lineage: Eukaryota; Fungi; Ascomycota; Sordariomycetes; Glomerellales; Glomerellaceae
Source: RefSeq, a predicted model, not a curated record